This is a messenger RNA of Pseudomyrmex gracilis, 775 nucleotides long. RefSeq lists its product as uncharacterized. The record is from RefSeq and is a predicted model, not a curated record. Bases 84 to 755 code for a protein of 223 amino acids. The transcript is spliced from 5 exons. NCBI's taxonomy places the organism in Eukaryota, Metazoa, Arthropoda, Insecta, Hymenoptera, Formicidae.
CGACAUGAAGUGAAAAACAAGCAAAUUUUGACAACGCGUAGAGAUUUUUUUUUUUUUAAUCUCUGCAACCUCCAUCAAUCGCGAUGGACCGUUCGUGUAAUCGCGUUCGCAGCAGUCACGAAAUUUAUCCGGACGACGUCAAGUUUUGGGACAAACAUAAAAUUUGGGAGAGACGUCGCGCGAAAACGUUGCUGAUCGAAGAUGAAUCAUCAUCGCCGCGGAAACCCAAACAUUUUAUUUUUCACAAUUCCCAAUCGGUGGGAAAAAUCGAAAAUAUAUCGGAGAAAAAAUCGUUUCUCCACAACGAAAUUUUCGAGAUAAUCAAAGCGACGUUACUGGCCACAUCGGUGUUGGCUCUGUGCUACUACACGUCGAUGGAAUACAAGGUGUACAGCAUUUUGGAAAACGGUCAGAUCGUUCGGGGUUUUGGAUCGAGACAAGCCGUCACGUCGUUCAGUCUUGGCUACUCCAUCCCACAUUCCAUCAUGUUCUCCGUCGCGAUUGGCAUGCUCUUCUAUUCCAUUGUUUUAAAACAGCCUCACUUCAGUCUGCCCCUGUUGGGUCUCUUUCUGACCGAGCUCGUGUGCGACUCCUGCAACGCGGUCGUAACAAUUUGGUACCUCUUCGAAUACCUCAAGCUGCAAACCGCGCUGUUCUACGCCACGGGAUUUCUCCUGCUGAUUUCGGCACAAAUAUGGAUGUGGCUCGGUGUUCUGCAUCUCUACGAGCAUCGACAAUUCAAGUUCGCGCAAUAGAUGCGAAGAACCAAACGUGU